AACUGGUGUAUUUCUACGUCUUUUCAUCAUUAGUACUAUCUAGUGUGGUCUUUUUGUUAUUGUUAGAUACAUUUUAUUUUUAACGUGGUUUGGUUUAUCACGUAUUCGUACUUUCUGCAUAAAUGUGACUUUUGUAUGAGAAAGUGUUGUUUGAACUAUUUUUUGUCAUUUCUACGUACAUAUGUGACGAUCAUUAAUGUUAACAACAUUUUCAAGUGAAGUAUUGUGAACGAUUUCAAGUAUUCCUGGCUGUUGAAUAAUUGGUCCGAAUUACAGUUGAGCAGGAAGAAGAACACAAUAAUGGAUGAAAUGGAAUGUGACACGAAUGAUGCUACUCAACCUGCUCUGAUAACCCUACAAGAAUCAUCAGCGAUUACCAUUGCUCGGGAUAUGUGGCGCUACGAAAUGAAUUAUUAUCGUACGAAUGACGAAUUGGAAAAAUUCAAUCCUGAGAAGCUACGCAUUUCAUUAAAAACAACUGUUCCUGAUUUACCAACAGUGAUUCAGAACACGAUUGAAAAAUACUUUUCAAUAUUUAGACAUUCGAUGGAGAACUGGCUCAAGGAGCAUUACAAAAGAGUAUUAUUUUUUAAUUACGGUCAUCAAAACUAUAUUUUGGAAGAGUUCGAUGAUUUUGUGUACGAUUACGACAAUUGCACUGUUGAUUACCUCAAGACUGCCGAACGUAUGAUGCGCUGUGAUAGAUUGAGUGAUACUAAGAAAUUCAAAGUCGCUUGCACGUAUUUCUUCGAAGACGAUAUCAGACGAAUUUGGCCAUCUGUACGCAAAGAGGUAGGCCUGAGUAAUAUUAAUUUUCACGACUGUCCUCAAUUAUAUUACUGGAUUUGCUGUUUGAGGAAUGAGCUGAAUAAGAUACCUACCUCACAGAACGAAACUCUCUUUGAUAAAAUGCUAGACAAUUGCAUGCCUCGCAAUGGACCAUCGGUAGAAUAUUUUUGGAACCGUAUACCUUACCAGCAACAAGUUCAAAAAGCGAGGCAAAAUUUUUGGUAUGACAAAGAAUUGGUAAGAUUAAUUUUACCAUUAUUCGAUGACUACCAGCUUGGUGAAUUUGUCAAUAAUCACGGUUGUAAUCUGAUGAGUAAUCUAUUAUUAAAACGUCCUUAUAAUGAAACGUUGGUACUUGAAACCUGGAUGCGAAUGAGAAACGUAAUGAAUGAAGUUGAUUUUUUUAAACUAAUCUUGAAUAUAUUUCAACGUGGACCGAGCACUCUCUACGUAACGAUCGAGAAUCCCGAUGAUAAGAAUUCGUCAUUAUUAUGCGAUGAAAUUUGGCACAGUGCCCCACAUGAUUUGAGACGAUCGGUAAUUAAGCGCAUAUCAUCCAAGUUUGAUCUGCAUUCCGAGGGCAUAAGUAUUAGUUAUCGCGAUCAUUCUGCAGAUUUACUCUAUACCAUUCUUACGUAUGCAACUUUGGAGGAGAGGUACUCAUUUUGGCAUAACGGUUGGCGUAAUUUUCUCUUCUAUACAAGCUUCUCCGAUGUGCAGCGAAUAAUGGAUAUGUGUUUCGAAAACAACGAUGCAAUGAUCCAGUAUAAACAGAACGUCAUGUUAACCAGCGAUCGUCUGCAGUCUCACUGCAAACAGUUAAUACAUGGGCUCGAUUUUAAACAAUUGCAUGUUUUGGUAGAUUUUUGUUGUCCUAGCAAAGAUACAGCGAAACUUUUCAAACAGCAAUUGCUGCAGUUGAGUUUUCUCGGUGAGAAGCCUGUUUUGUCGGAAGAUCAUUUUAGCGAAGCAGCAGAAUUUAAUGAGUUUAUCAACGAAGCCUAUGAUAAUGCUGAUCUGGCGACAAAGUUUAAAAGUCAACUGAUGUCUCUCCCUAUAAUUCGAUAUUUCAAGCCAGAUUGUAUUUCACGUCCAUGCUAUGUCCAGUUGAACGAAUUUAGGGAAUUUAUUAAAAUGUUUGUUUCAAUGGAAGGACAGUUGAAACGGAUACAAAACCGGGUGAUUAAUCGUUGGAAGAAGAAUGGAAUUCCGGAACCGUGUGACUAUCAUUGUGGCAAACCUCGCGAGCAUGAACGUUCCAUUGAUGAGUUUUUGCUGUGGUGCUUGGGAAGUAAUGAAGAAGUUGUGAAAUUUAAACAAACAUGUGUCCAGCCCUGGUAAUUGCAAAAUUGUGACCUCGUGGAAAAAAUAUUUAUUUUUGGUCGCGCCAACUAGCAGGUGUCGAAGCCUAAAAAGCUAUAAGGUAUAUCAUUCAGAUUUUGUAAAAAAUUUUAAGCCAAAAAAAGCACCUUUCACCUGAAAAACUUCACUUCUCGAAACAAGCUUUUGCCCAUGCUUAAGGCUCGUAAUCGACCUACUUUUACAGUUUUGUAUUGUUUUUCAACUGGUUGCGAUGCAAAAUAGUCGAAGUCUAUCUUUCUGUCAAAAAUAGCUAAAAAUCUCACCUUCUGUCAACAUUUCCAAAAUAGCCUCGUUUCUUGCCAAAUAUUGUCACUUUUUCGCGAAAAAAUUCAAGAAGUAUUCAUUUCCCUCUCUAAAAAUUACCUAAAAAUCUCGUUUUUUCGUCUAAAAAAAUAUCGAUGACCGAAAUAUGUCCCCCAUUUUCAACGCGAAGAUUGCGAAAAAGUGUAAUUUCCAAAAAUUUGCGCUUUUCUCCGAAAAUACUCGGUUUUGAUUUUCGCUUAAAAUUGUCAAAAUUCUCGGUUUUUGGAAAAAAAAAAUUCUAAAAAGUAUUAUUUUUUUCCAAAAGUUGUCCAAAAGUCUUCCCUAUUGCUGAAAAUUUUAGCUUUUUCGCAGUUGAAAAGUCUCGAUUUUUUACGUAAAAUUUCCAUAAGUUGCAAAGUGAAAAGCCUGACUGUUCGAAACAAAAUUGCUGAUUUUUACUAAAUUUAUCAAAUUUUUGCUUCAAAAUUACCUAAAAGCUCGGCUUAGGUAUCUACCUGUUUGCCAGAAAUUGUCAAAGUGUCUCUUUUCACCAAUAAUUUUCACAAAAUUCUUCUUUUUGCUAAAUUUGUAAAAAUCUUGCUUUUCGCUCGCUCUUCAACAAAAUAUUCAAAAAUAUUCGUUUUUUUUUUCAAAACAAUCAUUUAGAAUUUUUACACAAAAAAAAAAAAAAAAAACAAAAAAACUGUGCAGAUGUAUCGCUUUUUUGCAGAAACUGUCAGAAAACCAUUAAUUUUGUUAAAAUUGUCAUUUUCGUUUUAUUAUUUGAAGAAUUUUCCUUUUUCGUCAAAAAUUGCCAAAAUCCCUAUUUUGCUGCCAAAAAAUGAUCAACGUUAGCUAAAAAUCUCACCUUUUGUCAAAGUUUCCACAUAGGCUCAUUUCUUGCCAAAUGUUGUUCGCACUUUUUCGCAAGAAAUUUAGAAAGUAUGCAUUCUCCUUCCUAAAAAUGACCGAAAAAUCCCACUUUUUUGUCCAGAAAAAGGUCAAUGAGCGAAAAGUUUCUGCCAUUUUCAACGAAGAUUGCGAAAAGGUACUUACUAUUUUUUGGCCAGUGAUUGCCAAAAAUUCGUGCUGCCAAAAAAUUGUCAAAAAGUCUUGAGAUUUUUUUCUGUACUUACUAAAAUGUUUUGCUCGCAUUUUAUCACUUUUUUGGUUACUAUCAAAUACUUUUCAAUUACUUUUGGUCACUAAAAUUACUUUUUUGGGGGAGAAAUUGAGUACGAGCCCGGCCCUCGCUUCACUCGAGUCUGUUUUCUUUUCAUUUUCAAAUUGAAAUUUUUUAAAACUCAUCAUUUAAAUUCUAAUACCUCAACAUGGGGUAAAUGUAAAAAUCGGUUUUCGAAUUUCAAAAUUGCAAUUUUCUCAAAAAUUUGUGGACAAAUUUGUAGGUACCAAAAUUUUUCUAUUGACAGAAAACCUUCUGCAAUAUAAGUGGUAUAAAUUUUAGCUUCAUCCGUAGGUAUGCUGUUUGACAUCAAUGUGGAAAUUUUUUAUAACUCACUUCACUUUUUUAAUACUUACCUAUAUGUACAUUUUUCAAUUAAAAAUAAACUGAAAAGUUGACGAAUGAAACUUGUGUGAGUAUUUUAUUGUCAAUAUUUAAGCAAGCUAAACAUUUUUGAGCAGAUAAUAUUUUGAUGAACUAACUCGAAAAUUGUAUAUGUAAUGUAAGUACAAUAAUGCUAUUGUGUUUUUAAUAUGUACAUACGUAAGGUAAUAAUAAAGUUGAUUCAAUUAUUUU
Messenger RNA from Planococcus citri (citrus mealybug), 4153 nucleotides. RefSeq lists its product as uncharacterized. The record is from RefSeq and is a predicted model, not a curated record. Lineage: Eukaryota; Metazoa; Arthropoda; Insecta; Hemiptera; Pseudococcidae. The transcript has 2 exons. Bases 301 to 2130 code for a protein of 609 amino acids.